AUGUACUCUACUGGGCAUAAUGAUGAAGGCAGAGUGACGGGUAUGAUGGGGAAAUUGAUCGUUGCUAUUCCCAUUGCGAUGGUCUUUCUUGUGAAAACACCAGAGAAAGUCUUCGACCCCUCCACAAAUGUUCAACAAUGUCAACAGUUCCCACAAGUAGACUGGCCUUCUCUUCUCAACUACCUACACAGAAGCAAAUGCACACGUGUGCCAGAAAGCAAACGGGAAUUCCUACGGCCAUCGGCUGAGAAUCUCGGGCCUUGGCCAUGUUGCAACUCUCGUGAUAUUUGCCCUCACGGCACCGUGGUGCUGCUCUUGGCGGCGUCGCAGUUUUGCUAUUUUCUUGUUUGUUUCACACUAUUCUCGGCUACCCGCAUCAUGCCACUCGACGGACAACGCAACGUUCACACCCUUCAACAUGACACGAGAAAGGGGCGGGGGCGGCUGUCUGCCUACGUAGGUGACCUGGUGAUUGAAGACCUAUAUAUUCGAGGAGGUGUUUGGAUGGAAGGGCACGGAUGGUGCGCGUUUCGCGAGGCAGGCAUUUGA
Messenger RNA from Colletotrichum abscissum, 549 nucleotides. RefSeq lists its product as uncharacterized. Bases 1 to 549 code for a protein of 182 amino acids. The transcript has a single exon. Lineage: Eukaryota; Fungi; Ascomycota; Sordariomycetes; Glomerellales; Glomerellaceae. The record is from RefSeq and is a predicted model, not a curated record.